Messenger RNA from Coniosporium apollinis CBS 100218, 2142 nucleotides. RefSeq lists its product as uncharacterized. The record is from RefSeq and is a predicted model, not a curated record. The coding region runs from base 1 to 2142 and encodes 713 amino acids. Lineage: Eukaryota; Fungi; Ascomycota; Dothideomycetes. The transcript is spliced from 6 exons.
AUGAUGGUAACCGGAACCGCACGCCGACAGCGGCAGGGAACCGAGCCGCCCGAAACGAGACAGCUUUCCGGUCAAGCUCAACCUGCUUCUAGGCCAGACUAUGUGUCUGAGGACGACUUGAUCUCUGAAUGCGAAGACGCAGGGCGUAAGAAGUCUGCGGAGAACAACGAGAUUCCCAUACCAGGACCAGCGGCCUUGGGGGAGCGUUGGCUCGAUACGCUCGCUCUCCAUCUAGUGCUUGAGCCGGCGUUUUUCAGACUGAUGAUAAAGCCUCCUCGUGCGCAGUGCGUCUCGCUGAGUCGCUCGUGGCUUUCAGCCGUACACCUCCAGAAUAGAUACGCCAACCACACUGGCUUCGGGAACUGGGAGAAUCAGUGGUUUCAACCGAACGAGCAGGAAGUCUUAAGACGUGCGAUGAAGUACUACGACGAAAAUGUCAUCAUGCCUAAUUUGAAGCUCGAGAUCUUCAGCCGGGGCAUACCAGUCCGAUCGCAAGAAAACAAAGAGAUGUGCCGCAGAAUGAUGCUGCUUCAGAAGUCGAGGCUGGCGAUCGCCGAGACUCACACGUCAUGCACUGCUCUGGAGCGAAGCCUAGUAGUCAAGAUAUGGAGCUCCCGCGGUGACGACUCCGACAUCGAUCGCAUAGAGCGGCUCCGAGCCGCCAAGUCAGAGCUUCGCAAUAUUGCGGGACAAUCUGAACUUGACCAAACAGGGACAAGGUUGCUCAAGGGGUGGCUUGAAGGGAUAGGGACGAACGGACUUUGCGGUGUUCUCUAUGAACUACCUGGAGAUCAAACCGUUAGCAAGAUCGGAACGUCCAAGUACCAGCUCGAUAGCAAUCUCUUUGCGAACCGGAUCAUGAAGGUCAAAACUUUCGUCCCAGAAUUUUAUUGCGGAUGGCGCCCCGGAAGUUGCUCGAAGCUCUUCAUCGUCCAAACCGGCAACGUCCCGGAAAAGCUGGUCAUUACCAGACCUAAGGAUGACGGCAAAGACGAGUAUGCAGCCGCAUCAAGGGCCGAGCUCUUGCAACUGGACAGAGAUCUCGCAAAGGAAUUUGAGGCGAAGUGGGGAAAAAUUCCAAACGCCAAAGUAGUUCAAGAGAUUUACAAAGCAUUUGAGAUAGUUGUUGAGCGACCGUUGCAGCUCCUUCGAGCGUAUAGCAAAAAGGCCGCAUGGGCUACCGACAUCAGCAGGCUGAGCCUUCUAUUCGUCCGAGACAACGUCUACCACUGCCGGCUGCUACUAAAUCAGAUUCGCUGGACCGACUUGUUCGCGAAAAGCGACGGCCGGGUCCAACGGGGCGCUCUUCACUACAAGAUGAAGCGGCUUUUUCUUCUCCUUGCCGUCAUCUAUGCGGGCUUCCCGAUGCCAGCAAUGUGGUUGACAGUAAUGGAUGCGCUCCUCGACGAUCUUGGCCUCUUCGUACUUGGGCAUGCUGACGAGGACUACGACCUCGAUGCUUUGCGUCACAUAGCGGCGAUGAACCCUAAGACCGCACAGCGCCUGCCGUCGAAGCAGAGGAGCACCCCACCGACGGCCGCAAUGAUCAAGGGGCAAGAGGAAGCAACCGCCCGGAGCAUAUUCCAAGAAUUCUGCCGCUAUUUCCGUAGCGCAGUGCUGAUGUCGGUUGCCGCAACUAGCCUCAAGAGCAACAAUCGGGACGUAGACAUGCGAUUGUGGAAGGAGGAGAUUCUCGACUGGUCCAACAAGUGCAAGAAACCAUGCUGUAGGUCGCAAGUUCGGGUGCGUAACCGCCCUGACGGCAGGGUCGAUCUCUCCAUGGCUCAGCCCGAAUCGAGCUUCGGCUUUCCCGCUCAGAGAUCCCAAAUCCAGGGUAACAGUAUUCCUAUCCACCCCUGUCUUCUCGACAUCGUAUCCGGCACCAAGUUCGAUAAGACGCUGGCACCGUUCUACCACUACUUCGCACAUAAACAUCGUCUCUUCUGCAGGCCAAUCACUGGCAAGUCCGGGAGAGCAUCAGACACCACGCUGGAGAUGGCCGGACAAGCGGUAGGGACUUCGACGGGGAGAGUGGGGGAGAGGGACUAUGGAGGCUACCUACAAUACAACAUCCUGCGUUACUACAUCUUCUGCACUCUACUGAAGGAUGCUGCGGCACUUUGCGGCUGGAGACUUACCUGA